AUGAAGCUCCCAAUUGUCCCAAUAUAUGCCGUUUCGAACGAUUCGAUUGGAAAAGAAGCACUCCGGGAAUCCAAUCACACGCUGCCACAUCCCAUCCCACUUGCCAUUCCGCCAACCCGACCCGCCGUCCGUCGCCCCCAUGGACCCUCCUCCUCCUACCCCCACCGCCCUGACCACCGCGCCGCCGACGCCGCCGCCGCUGCUCCUCCGCCGCCUCUCUGCCGCCGACGCCUCCCUCUCCGGGCUCCUCCACCGCCACAACUUCCUCCCCGCCCGGCCUUCCUCCUCCUCGAGCUCUCCGCCGACUUCCGCCUCUUCUUCCCCGUCGCCCUCUCCCUCUACCUCUCCCCGAUCCCCUCCCUCCGCCCCCUCCUCGCGCCCCUCAUCCUCGGCCUCCUCCUCGACCUGGCCCUCGUCGGCCUCGUGAAGCUCCUCUUCCGCCGCCCCCGCCCCGCCUACAACAAGGACAUGAGCGUCGCCGUCUCCGUCGACCACUACUCCUUCCCCAGCGGGCACGCCUCUAGGGUUUGCUUCGUCGCCGCCUUGGUCUGCCUCUCGGCCGAGGCGAUGGAAGGGGCCGUCGCGGAAUCGAGGUCCGGCGGAUUCGUGGAUCGGUGGAUCGCCGAGGGCGGCGAGCGGAAGCUCGUGGAGCUCGUGGUUCUGGUGGCUUCCGUUUGGGCGGCGGCGACGGCGGGUUCUAGAGUGUUGCUCGGGCGGCAUUACGUGUGCGAUGUGUUGGCGGGAGCGUGCUUGGGUGUGAUCGAAGGUUGGCUUGCGUAUUCUUACCUGAGGUUGUAGUGUUUGAGGUAAGAAGCUUCUGUAAUAUCUGAUCUUUUGUUGACUAUGAUUGACAGAUAGGUGAGAGAGAGAGAGAGAGAGAGAGAGAUCACUGUAAUCUACUGAUGAUAAGAUCACUGCAAUGCGAAAAAGUUCUGAAAUUGUAUGUCAUUAGAGCCUGUCAUUUUCCAUGAAUGAUGCUUUUCUGCAAGAAUGUUGCGCUUAUUUGGUGGAUAGCAACCUCACUUUGGAGUAGAACUAUGUGUGUCAGCGUGUAGUGCAGGUGGGAUGUUGAACUAUGGAUGCAUAGAUUUAUCUAGUAGUCACUUAGGAUUAUGCGGAUGAGGUGCACAUUACUGACCAUGUAUUACUGGCAUUGGUUGGCCCCUCUUAUACGACGUUGUCAUGCGAAUUGGCUGGCUAUGGUGAGAUUUAAGGACCAUGGAUUUCCUGCAUACCAGGCUGCAGCAUGGCAAUCUUUGGGAUUAUUGGUUUGUCACCCAUGGGCAACACUUGAGAAACGAUGGGUCUACUGUCAUAAGCUUUGCUUAUGUUCUUCCAACGGAUCAAAUUUUGUGCAAGCCCAUCGAAGGCGGUUUGUCAACAAUUGGAAGGGCAGUCUUUCCACCUGCUGGUUGAAGUUAUCUUCUAAAAGAUCUUGGUCUUAGAUGUAAUUUUUCCUUGUUCCUCUGAUCCCUGCUUUCAUGGGAGCAUGUUGUGAAGUUUCACAGCUUGGCAUAUGAAGCUGUCGUGUCUGAUUUCAUAAUUUUUUUUUUUUUUUCUAAUCUCUCUAUCAACACCUCAUUUUAUCAAUGCAUGUUUCUGAUUCAUUGAUUGAA
This is a messenger RNA of Eucalyptus grandis, 1616 nucleotides long. Its product is annotated as probable lipid phosphate phosphatase beta. The transcript is spliced from 2 exons. The coding region runs from base 1 to 798 and encodes 265 amino acids. Gene Ontology annotation, molecular function: sphingosine-1-phosphate phosphatase activity. The record is from RefSeq and is a predicted model, not a curated record. NCBI's taxonomy places the organism in Eukaryota, Viridiplantae, Streptophyta, Magnoliopsida, Myrtales, Myrtaceae.